UGUAGACACUGUCAGAACGAUGGAAAAGAUGUUCGUAGUGAUAUUGGUCCUGUGCUGUGCGGGUCUGUGCAGUGUGCAGGCCUUCCGACGUCCGGAAAAGACGUGCCAGCAGCUGGCUGACAUGAUAGAAAUCGACCUGCGUGUUGAACGUGGUAUCAGCAUCAGUGAAGACGACCCGGCCGGUGAAUUGGGUUUUGUAACUGGACGCUCCAGCAACUCGGAUUGGCAAGUCACCUGGUAUAACGACCACGAUGGCACCUACCGCAUGGGGGCGGAUAAGAAGUACGACUUGUUCCCCGCUGGCCUUGGCUGCCGACCGGAGGCCAGUCAGGGUAAUCUUGAACCAUCUGAUGUCUGCUGCACGGCAGAGUGUACACAUAUCAUCAUUUCUGGGUCUACCACUGAGCAAACUUCCCGGAUGACCCACUACACCCUGACUCAUCAGAAACACGAUGGACGACCCGUGUACGCCAGUGACACGACAGCUGACUUCCUCUACUACUAUGAACCCUACUCCCAUUGGAAUGUUGGUCCUUCUGUCGGAAGCACCCGUGCUUACAUGUACGUAUACGACAGCGCAAUGAGCCCGGAACAAAUCCAGGGUACAUGGAAACUUACAGUGAACCACGUGUGGACUUCAUUUUCCUCCGUCAAGGCAACGUGUGCGGAAUGUCGUGAAAUCACCAUCUCUGGAUCCGACCAUUUCCAAGAAGCCCGCAUGACCACCUACAGUCUCACCAGCCAGAUCAACGACGGACGCCCCGUGUACUCCAGCGACACCACAUCUGACUACCUCUACUUCUAUGAACCCUACGAUGCCUGGAGGGUCGGGUCUACUGUCGGAGAUCGUUACAGUUCCUUGACUGCAACCGACAGUCACCUGUACCCUGAGCAGAUUGAUGCUUCAUGGUAUGUGUGGGACGGCAGUCUGUGGGUGCCAUAUCCUCGAGUUCAAGCAAGAUGCACAGAUAUCGAUGACUGUGCCUCUUCUCCUUGUGAAAACGGCGGGUAUUGUUCCGAUCAGCACAACUCCUACUCGUGUUCCUGUCGGUCUGGAUGGCAGGGAGACAACUGUGAACAGGACAUAAACGAGUGCCUCACAUAUCCCUGUAACAGCGGCUACACCUGCCAGAAUCACCCCGGUCAUUACGUCUGCGUUGCUAGAGGUUUGCAUCUGCUGAGGGACUGGACAGCCGGAUCCAUCUGCAAUCCUGAGUCCUGUGCCGACGGCUGGACUUGUGAAGCCCGGGAGCGAGGCUAUGCCUGCCUGUCGAACCAGUAACAACCACUCUGCCCAAGCCUUCUGACCAAAGUCACAGAAACAGCACAUGUGACAGGUCAGAUCGUUUAGGUGGAAUGUGCAAAGACAUGCCAUGUCAUGCCGCAUGAAUAAAAGUUUUGAAAUCAGA
Branchiostoma floridae (Florida lancelet) is the source of this 1409-nucleotide messenger RNA. RefSeq lists its product as uncharacterized. The record is from RefSeq and is a predicted model, not a curated record. The coding region runs from base 20 to 1282 and encodes 420 amino acids. Gene Ontology annotation, molecular function: calcium ion binding; ubiquitin-protein transferase activity. NCBI's taxonomy places the organism in Eukaryota, Metazoa, Chordata, Leptocardii, Amphioxiformes, Branchiostomatidae. The transcript has 9 exons.